Messenger RNA from Phyllostomus hastatus (greater spear-nosed bat), 1525 nucleotides. RefSeq names its product zinc finger protein 296 (gene ZNF296). Gene Ontology annotation, biological process: negative regulation of dendrite development; regulation of transcription by RNA polymerase II. The transcript is spliced from 3 exons. Bases 1 to 1428 code for a protein of 475 amino acids. The record is from RefSeq and is a predicted model, not a curated record. Gene Ontology annotation, cellular component: nucleus. NCBI's taxonomy places the organism in Eukaryota, Metazoa, Chordata, Mammalia, Chiroptera, Phyllostomidae. Gene Ontology annotation, molecular function: RNA polymerase II cis-regulatory region sequence-specific DNA binding; DNA-binding transcription factor activity.
AUGUCCCGCCGUAAGGCCGGCCGCACGCCCCGCCGAGUAGAACCUGCGCCCGUCGCCAACUCAGACAGCGACUCGGAGAUGCGGGACCUGGUCAUCGACGUGAAUCCGGAGUCGAAUCCGUGGCUGCUACAGGCCCCGGGGCUGCGGCCCUCUUCCUCAAAGGAAGUGCCUGCGCCGGGGCGGUUCGAGGGUGAGCCCCGCUACUCCCCCGACCGGGUGCGCCCCGGCGGUGCCCUCCACGCCCUCGUCUUGCGGAACCAGUGUGUGUCCUGGACUCCUGUGAAACCUAAUCCUCACGACCGCCAGCCCUGGACCGACAAACACCCAGAUAUGUUGACCUGCGGCCGGUGUCUGCAGACCUUCCCGCUGAAGGCCAUCACUACUUUCAUGGACCACAAGAAGCUGGGCUGUCAGCUCUACAGAGACCCCAGCCCUCGCCCGGACUCAGACCGUGAGAACAUGAAGGCCUUGAUCUGCCUCCGCUGCGGCCGGCAGUUCACCAGGGCCUGGAAACUGCUGCGCCACGCCCAGUGGGACCAUGGACUGUCCAUCUACCAGACAGAACCUGAGGCCCCAGAGACCCCACUGCUGGGCCUGGCAGAGGUGGCGGCAGCCAUGUCAGCAGUGCUGGGGCCGGAAGUGGAGGCCAAGAGCUCCCGGGCCAGCAGCCUCCCCAAGCGGAGCCCCACCUGCCCCGUGUGCGCGAAGACCCUCAGCUCCUUCAGCAACCUCAAGGUGCACAUGCGCUCACACACGGGCGAGCGGCCCUACGCCUGCGACCAGUGUCCCUACGCCUGCGCCCAGAGCAGCAAGCUCAACCGCCACAAGAAGACCCACCAGCAGCUGCAGCCUCAGAGCCCCUACAUGGACAACCCCAGUCAGGAACAGGCCUCAGCCGCCCCUCCGGAGCCAGCUGUCCAUGCCGCUGCCCCAGCCAGCGCCCUCCUUUGCAGCCGCGGAGAAGGGGCUGGGGCUGGAGCUGCGGACACGGCAGGUGUGCAGGAACCUGGGGCUCCAGGUGGUGGAGCUCAGGCUGGCCCUGGUGGGGAUGACUGGGGAGUUGCCAGCAAGGAAGAGAAAACCGACUCUGCCCAGAGCCCAGAGAUGUCACCCAAGAAGACGCCAAAGCCAGUGAGCAAGAGCCAUGGGCCCGGGGGCAGCUGCGAGUUCUGUGGGAAGCAUUUCACCAACAGCAGCAACCUGACGGUGCACCGGCGCUCACACACCGGGGAGCGGCCCUACGCCUGCGAGCUCUGCCCCUACGCCUGCGCCCAGAGCAGCAAGCUCAACCGCCACCGCCGCAUGCACGGCCUGGGGCCCAAUGGUGCGCGCUUCGAGUGCCCCCACUGCCGCGUGCCCUUCGGCCUGCGGGCCACCCUGGACAAACACCUGCGGCAGAAGCACCCCCAGGCUGGUGGGGAGGCCUGAGUGGCAGACGUGCCCACCCUGCUGUCGCCGGUACCACGUUUCACGUGUCUGUUGAUCUCGUCCUUCCCCUACUGUGAAUAAAUCCUCCCUCCCUCUA